Molecule: messenger RNA, 1065 nt
Organism: Meloidogyne enterolobii
Lineage: Eukaryota; Metazoa; Nematoda; Chromadorea; Rhabditida; Meloidogynidae
Source: the annotation of a GenBank genome assembly
AUGUGCCAAGGCGAGAAAUGUAUUGUUAGGGAUGAGACUUCUACAGCUGAAACCAAUGGAGGCAUUAACAAUGAAAAUUUUAAUUUUUCUUUACAAAAUCCUUCACUUCCACCAUUUGGAAAUAUUUUUAACAAAAAAUUAUUAAAUUCUGAAGAGGUAAAAUUUGAACCUAAAAUUGCAAGUGAUUCUAUGGUGUUGAAGGGUGUACAACAAUAUGUUGGUGUAAAAUUAUUUUGUAUUAGUGCUUUGAAGAAAUUUGAAGAUAAAAGUUUGGAGGAACUUCGUCAUUUUGAUUAUUUUAUGGGAAGGAAGGUAAUUUCGACGCUUUUUCGACCUUCAAAUGUUGAACAAAAACAAAAAGAUAAUACAACUUCCACAAAAACGAGUGUUAAUUCUUCAAUUAAUUCUAAAACACUGCCAACAUUAUUUGCUACUUUAACUGCGCCUAGUUUGUCUGGCGGUUCAAGUUAUGCAACAGAAAGUGUUCCGGGACUAGUUAACCCGAAUUUUGGAUAUUUCAAAGAUUUUCCUUAUGAACUUCCUUUACCUCCACCACUUCCAAAAGAAUUUUUUGGAAUUCCAUCUAAGGUUAAUGGACCAGCACCACGUCCAAAAGAACUUUUUGACAUCCCAUCGAUUUCUGAAGAGAGUCUCUUUGGUGAUAGUACUGCAAAUGUUUUAGUUGGUGAAUUUAAUGCUUUUGGUUUAAAUGGUCAACAAUUUACUGUUAAAGAUUAUCAAAAGCAACAGCCUCUCCAAUCAAAUUUUGUACCACCAAUUCUAAAUAACACUCAACAAAUACAAAUUAAUGAAAAAAUGAUGUGUAUUAGUGCCAUGAAGAAUUUUGAGAAUAAAUGUUUGGAGGAACUUCGUUUUACUGAUUAUUCAUUUGGAAAUAAAUUAAAUUCUAAAAAUAUUUUUUAUUCUUCUUCUUCACAACAAAACAAUCCUUUUAAAUUUUCUACAAAUAAUAAUACUUCACCAUUUAAUGAAAAUGGAAAUGGUGGGGGUGGGGAUACUUUUAAUUUUGUUUUCAAUAUUUCAAUUCCUUCGAAUUUUAAAUAA